ACCACGGCCUACCUACGAGACUGAUACUCAAUUUCCGGCAGUGGAUCAGCAUUUAUCGCAACAUGAAAGAACAGCUGCACACAAUGGUCCAGGUCUAGCGGAGACACAGGCGCCUGCGCCCAUGCAGCAGGAGCGAUCGGAGGACCUUGAGAAGGUCGUCACUGAGGAGCAGGAAGAGCCGAAAGCUAAGACGUCAGCGCCUCGAAUGAUACCAUUAUGGAGUUGGCUGAUCUUCUUCUCGAUCUGGGGUGCUCUGGCCAGACUGGGUCUCUCCGCCCUUGAAGACUACCAAGGGGCGCCAGUGUUCUCUCUGGUUUGGGCACAAUUCACUGGAUGUGUAAUCAUCGGCUUCCUAUCACAAGACAAGACGAUCUUCUUGGUGGAUGACAGAUACACUGAACUCUACACCGGGCUCACAACCGGAUUCUGCGGAUCUAUCACUUCGUUCUCUUCGUGGAUGCUUGGUUGUUUUGCUGCGAUGGCCAAUGUCAGACCUAUAUUUGACAGACCGAAUUCGGGGUACAAUGUUAUGGCGCUCCUGGCGCAGGUCAUUAUCACACUCUCUGUAUCCAUGGCAGCUCUGCGAUUUGGAGCUACGAUGGCAAGUUUGGCGGAGUACUGGCUUGCGGAACGGGGAUGGGUACAAGUGCGUGGAGCAAGAAAGGGCCGUGAUGCCAGGAAUAUCCUCGCAAUCAUCCUGGCCAUUGGUUGCUGGGCUGGAGCAGCCGUCCUCGUUGGUCUCGUACCGAAAUGGCGGGGUGUGGCUACCUUCGCAGCAUUGUUUGCACCUCUGGGCACACUUACAAGGUUUUACCUGGCCCGACUCAACCCAAAGAUUAAAUCCUUUCCAGUCGGUACAUUCGCUGCCAACAUGCUGGGUACACUGAUCCUCGCCAUCCUUUUCCUGCUCCAGCACCGAACAACUCCGGGCCAUGUGGGUUGUCAGGUGUUGCAGGGCGUGAGCGACGGAUACUGUGGAUGUUUGACAACAGUAUCAACAUUCGUCCUGGAGUUAAGCACGCUAAGAAGGCGUCACGCAUGGAAAUACGGAGCCGUGAGCAUUGUCUGUGGUAUCAUCAUCAUGGUCCAGGUUGUAGGCAUUGACAACUGGACUCAUGGACUAGGAGGAGGUUGCAUAAUAUGAUUAAGAUUGAUGAUGAUAUAACUAGGUAUAGUGCGGUGCUUGCCCGUGAAGCUUGUCCAUGACUUGAUCCGUGUAUUCCCAGAACUAUCGUACUUGCUUAGCCGCAC
Messenger RNA from Saitoella complicata NRRL Y-17804, 1251 nucleotides. RefSeq lists its product as uncharacterized. Lineage: Eukaryota; Fungi; Ascomycota; Saitoellomycetes; Saitoellales; Saitoellaceae. The record is from RefSeq and is a predicted model, not a curated record. Gene Ontology annotation, biological process: fluoride transmembrane transport. Gene Ontology annotation, cellular component: membrane. The coding region runs from base 122 to 1144 and encodes 340 amino acids. The transcript has 2 exons. Gene Ontology annotation, molecular function: fluoride transmembrane transporter activity.